AUGCUCUCCAAGCUCAGCCAAGGAACCCUUGAGCACAUCUCUAAGAUAGCCCGAGUAAAGGACCUCGCGAAGUCCAGCUUGGAGGCCUACCCGGUCCUCUCCGUGCAAGCUCGACUUGCCUGCUGGCUAAACCACCUUAAGGAAUAUAAGAAGACAGACGUCCUCUCCCCGGAUGAGGUAGACGCCAAGCUCGUGCAGAGUAGGGGCCCCACCUACCUACUCCUCGGGGACGUACUCUACAAGCGGUCCUACAACGGCGCCUUGCUGCGCUGCCUAUACCCCGACGAGGCAAGAUCUGUCAUGGAGGAGAUCCACGAGGGCACCUGCUCAGCUUAUCAAGGGGCCUACACCAUGGCCCGGAGGGCAAUCCUUCAAGGUUACUUCUGGCCGAAGAUGGCCAAGGAGUGCGCGGACUAUGCAAGAAGUAGCUCAACUUGA
This is a messenger RNA of Ipomoea nil (Japanese morning glory), 438 nucleotides long. RefSeq lists its product as uncharacterized. Bases 1 to 438 code for a protein of 145 amino acids. The record is from RefSeq and is a predicted model, not a curated record. The transcript has a single exon. NCBI's taxonomy places the organism in Eukaryota, Viridiplantae, Streptophyta, Magnoliopsida, Solanales, Convolvulaceae.